AUGGGUCGUGUCUCACAAGUUGCCUCGUUGCUUGCGCUGGCCUCUACGGGGCUAGCUCAGCUUCCUGCUAUUCAGCCAUUCAUGGUCACUGGGUCUCUGGAUUCGUGUGAGGUCAAGGGCACAGAAUACAAUGCCGGUGGAGACAUUGUAGUCAACAACUGGGAAAUUACCGUCCCUCAGAACCUUAUUGUCGCCUUCCCUGUCGUCUUCGCACCGUUCCGCGAGCUGUGCAGUGCUGGCGCUCUUACCUUCGAGACCACGGUUGUUGGCAAUAUUGUCAACGGCGAGGUCAUCGCAGGUCAGAUCUCAGUUGCCCAACGCUUUGGGCUUGAGGGGAGCCAGGGAUACAUUUCUGCCAUCAAUGCGGAUGGUACUCUCCAGAUUGCUGGAGGGGGACCAAGGAUUCGUAUCAAUGACCCAGAUGGUCUGUAUGCACCCAAGUACGAAGCUCAGCCAUACUGGAUUGCCGACACAGCGAAUCCCACGAUUACUGCUUUCUCGGGAUUUCCCAUGUGUAUCCCAUACUCAGGCAAUGCGGAUAGGUGCUCGACUGAUAACCGUGGCGCCGGCCAAGCUUUUACUCCCAAAGAUGUUCUCAGCAUGGUGCCGCUCCAGGUCGGGGAUUUCAUUGAGUACUCAGGCCUCAAGGUUGGAGGUAACGAGAUGUUGGUGUCGGACAUUGUGUGUAUCAGCUUGCACAUCACGACGCAAGCUAGUGCGACAGUGCCCAACUACAUCCGCGUAGAGGACUUUCUUGUCGGUGUUGCCGACACUGCUGCCAAUGUGGAAGUUGCCGACAUCAAGGUCAUCGGCUUCCUCUCGAGCUGCACUGGCGCCAGCGUCUCCAUCAGCGCGAUUGAGGUCGACCCCUGCACGGGCAAAGAGACAUAUCGUACCAUCGGCUCAGCUACACCCAAGGCGGAGACGCGCUGCAAGUGGGAAGCCAGAAUUCCCUCGCCAGCACAAGGUCCCUUCACCCGCGAGUACCGCAUCACGGCCAACUCGCCGGUCGUAGUGACGAAGGAUGGAAUCAAGGCAGGUCAGUACGUCACUGCCGUUACGGAAUGGAUCUUCCCCGAAGUCGACAUCCCCGGAACAAACCCGCCCCCCUAUCCCUUCACCGGCAUCCGUGGUCUCGUUCAGGGUGACUUCCUCAACGGCAAACAAUACGGCCCUCUAUCUCCAUUCCCAGGUCCCACUCCCCCAGCUCCCUCAAAAACUUGCAGCCCUGCCGAUAUUCCGGACCCAAGCGCCACGCCCACACCCUCAUCGACCCCUAACCCAGACGCUCCUGCCUCUCCAGCUCCUGUAGUCAAUAUCCUCGCCUUCAGCAGCGCUCUCCGCGUCGGCACCGACGUGGUCCUCAGCGGCUCGAACAUCGCCUCGGGUCUCUCAGACAGCGACCUUACCUUCGCCUGGACACAAACCUCGCCAUCUACACCUACCAUCAGCAUCUCUUCAGCCAGUAGCCCCAAAGCUACUUUCCUCGCCCCCAAGGUGUCUGCCGAAACAAGCUUCACCUUCACGCUCACCAUCACCCAAAAGUCAAACACCACAAACACUGCUAAAGGUACCGUCACCCUCAAGGUCAACCCUACCAUCACGGAUACCGUUACCAUGGAUACAUAUACCUGGGAGUCACGGCAGUCAGGCAGUAUCACAGUGGCGUGCAGUUCAAAUGUUCGGAAUGGGGAUAAUGCGGCCAUGAACCUGGUGCUAAGUGGAGGAACGCCAAGGAAGAUGACAGCUGUGGCUGGUAGCCCCGGCAAAUGGACAUACAGUGCGAGGGACACAGCGAGGCCAAGUAACCUCAAGUGUGUGAGUGAUUUGAAGGGAGAGAGUCCACUGAGAGCGGGGACUGCGACGACUGCAAGGAAGAGGAGGGCUGUAGUUUGGUGAGGCUAGAUAUAACGUAAUGAAUUAUGUGUUACACUUA
Molecule: messenger RNA, 1936 nt
Organism: Pyrenophora tritici-repentis Pt-1C-BFP
Lineage: Eukaryota; Fungi; Ascomycota; Dothideomycetes; Pleosporales; Pleosporaceae
Product: Tymo-45kd-70kd multi-domain protein
Source: RefSeq, a predicted model, not a curated record